This is a messenger RNA of Tachysurus vachellii, 4279 nucleotides long. RefSeq names its product cholinergic receptor, nicotinic, alpha 8 (gene chrna8). Gene Ontology annotation, biological process: monoatomic ion transmembrane transport; regulation of membrane potential; signal transduction. The transcript is spliced from 10 exons. The record is from RefSeq and is a predicted model, not a curated record. NCBI's taxonomy places the organism in Eukaryota, Metazoa, Chordata, Actinopteri, Siluriformes, Bagridae. Bases 55 to 1542 code for a protein of 495 amino acids. Gene Ontology annotation, molecular function: acetylcholine-gated monoatomic cation-selective channel activity; transmembrane signaling receptor activity. Gene Ontology annotation, cellular component: synapse; postsynaptic membrane; neuron projection.
GAGGAGCGCGAGCCUGCUCACACACACACACACAUACACACACGCGCGUGCACAAUGCACCGAAUCACUGGACUCCUUUACGUCUUUUUUGUGUGGACGUCAUUUUGUAUUAAAGGCUCUAUACAAGGAGAGCACCAGAGGAGGCUGUAUAAGGAGAUGUUAGAAAACUACAACCGGCUGGAGAGACCCGUGGCCAAUGACUCCGCACCUCUGGUUGUGGAACUCGGACUCACGCUGCUUCAGAUCAUAGACGUGGAUGAGAAGAACCAAGUACUCAUCACCAACGCUUGGCUACAGAUGGACUGGACAGAUGUGUAUCUAAACUGGAACCCUGAGAAUUACCCAGGCGUUAAUAAUCUACGCUUCCCAUCCAGUCAGAUCUGGACGCCUGACAUCCUCCUCUAUAACAGUGCUGAUGAGAGGUUUGACGCCACCUUUCACACCAACGUGCUGGUGAACUCCUCAGGAGCCUGUCAGUAUAUUCCACCAGGUAUUCUGAAGAGCACGUGUUACAUUGACGUGCGCUGGUUCCCGUUCGACGUGCAAAAGUGUGACCUAAAGUUUGGCUCCUGGACUCACAACGGCUGGCUGCUGGACCUACAGAUGCGCGAGGUGGACAUUUCAACAUACAUCCCUAACGGAGAGUGGGACCUUGUGGGUGUCCCUGGAAAGAGGAACGAGCUGUAUUAUGAGUGUUGUAAGGAGCCGUACCCGGACGUGACCUACACAGUGACCAUCAGGAGGCGGACGCUGUACUACGGACUCAACUUGCUCAUUCCCUGUGUUCUCAUCUCAGGCCUCGCUCUGCUCGUCUUCCUGCUGCCUGCUGACUCUGGGGAGAAGAUCUCACUGGGCAUCACCGUGCUGCUGUCACUCACAGUCUUCAUGCUGCUGGUGGCGGAGAUCAUGCCGGCCACCUCCGACUCCGUCCCCCUCAUAGCUCAGUACUUUGCGAGUACGAUGAUGAUCGUGGGCUUGUCUGUCGUCGUCACCGUCCUCGUCCUGCAGUUUCACCAUCACGAUCCACACGGAGGCAAAAUGCCAAAAUGGGUGCGAGUGAUCCUGCUCCAAUGGUGCGCUUGGUUCCUACGCAUGAAGAAGCCGGGUGAUGAGCGCAAGUCCCCCUACAGCUACUCCAGUGCCAGUAGCAGCAGCCUGCAGAUGGGCAGCGUGCCAGGAACCAACGGCCAUACGAACCUCUACUUCGGCUUCCAUUCGCCAGACAGCACGUGCUGCCCCAACAGCAGCGACUCGGGCGUAUCGUGUGGAGUUUCCUGUAGCGGUGGGCACCGCGAGGCAGCUUCGGCGCCAUCAGGCGAGCAGCGAGAGCUGCAGAGGCUCCUGUUUGAGGUGACUUACCUGGCACAGCGUUUCCGGGCCCAGGACGAAGCCGAGGCGGUGCGAGGCGAGUGGAAGUUUGCUGCGGCUGUGGUGGAUCGCCUCUGCCUCGUCGCCUUCUCGCUCUUCUCUAUCGUGUGCACCUUCGCCAUCCUCAUGUCCGCACCCAACUUCAUCGAGGCCGUCUCCAAAGACUUCACAUAAUCAGCCUGCUUUUAUCUUUUACACCGUAAUGAUAAAAACUAACCACUGCCCGUGUGUGAAAAUAAGAGUACAUUGUGAGUCAGGUUUCAUCUGAGUGAACGUGAGUAAUACUGUAUGUUGUUGAUCUGUUGAUGUACCAUCGUAUAUCUAGUCUAAGGUUUAAGAAAACGAACCAUUACUGUUUGUAGGAGUGCAAUACAAGCCACCGAGAUUCACUCCCAAACUCAGCUGAAAUUGACAUCAAAUGUAAUGACGUAUAAUGAAUCAAAUGAAACCGUCAUAGCUAUCGAACAACAAAGAGUUCUCUGCCAUAGCAUGUGUGAUUGUGACUCAGUGAGCAAGUGAAUCAGUGUGAGUCAGUUUAAUUUGUGUGUGUGUGUGUGUGUGUGUGUGUGUGUGAGAGAGUGAGUCAAUUGGAACUGUUCAUGUAGUACAUUUCUAUUUAUAUACACUUAUUUUAAAUCUUAACAAAGAAUAAUAAAUUACAGAAAUUAUGAAUUUAUGAAAUGACAAAUGAUAAUAAAUGUAACAAGAAAUUUAUAUGAAUGUAUAUGCAUUUAUAUAUAUUAUAUGAAUCAUAAUAUAUGAUUCAUAUGAAUCACAUGAAUUCAUAUGAAUCAUAUGAUUAUAUGAUUCAUCGCGUAAUCGAGUGAGUCAAUUGGAACUGUUCAGUGUAUAAAUCGGUCACUUUGAACUAGUGUAAGUUUGAAUCAAUGUCUUAGUUCGAAUGGUUUGAGUAUGAAUCAGUGUGAGUCGGUUUGAAUCAGUGAGUUAGUAGGAAAUUGGUGUGCGUGUGAAUCAGUCUGAGUCAGGGUUAGGGUUGCAAAGGGGCGGAAGUUUCCAUGGGAACUUAAUCUGGGGAAUUUUGGAAAUAUUCAAAAUUGGAAACUUUACGGGAAUUUAUGGAAAUUUACGGGAAUUUAUGGAAAUUUAUUGGAAUUUAUGGGAAUUUACAGGAAUUUAUGGGAAUUAAUUGGAAGUUUAUAUAAACUAUAUUAUAUACAAACAUAAACAAACAGUUUGUUUGGUCAUAAGCAGACGUGCAUGCAAGGUAAUACAAAUUUUAAAAAUGACGUCUUGACUGAUUUAAUUGUAAGUAGAACUUUAAUUGAUUAUUUCAUUGAGUAACACAAAAGCAUAAUAAACAUUAUUAUGCUUGUAAUAAACCUAAUAAUUGUAAUAAACAUUAUUUUAUAGAGGAUUUUUUUUUUUAUUUCGGGGGAGUGUGUGUGUGAGGGUCAUCAAAUUAUCUGUGUAUGUGUAACACUCCUAAUUUACUGCUUAUUAAGAGUUAGUAAGGUAGUUAUUAAGUUUAGGUAUUGGGUACAAUUAAGAAUGUAGAAUAAGAUCAUGCAGAAUAAGGCAUUAAUAUGUGCUUAAUAAGUACUAAUAAAUAGCCAAUAUUCUAUUAAUAUUCAUGCUAAUAAGCAACUAGUUAAAUGACCCUAAAAUAAAGUGUUACUGUGGAUGUUAUGGAAGAAUGUGAGUACUGUACAUGCAGGGGUUUUGGCCUCGAUGGCCCUCCAGUAAGCAGUGUGCUGUGUGCAAGUGACAGAGGAACGCAGGGUACAAAUUCAACUUAAAUUGCAUUAAAUCUUGUUGUUUUAAACACAAUUAUGCUGUUAAGAUUUUUUUAACUACAUUUAAGUUCCUUGUUAUAGGCAACUAUGCAUUUUUAAAAAAUUCCCAGUUUAUUUCCAUAUAUUCCCGUUAAUUCCCAUAUAUUCCAUGGAAAGUUUCCAGCCUUGAAAAUUCCCGGAAUUUUGCAACCCUAGUCAGGGUGUGUGUGAAUCAGUUUGAGUCGGUUCGGUAUGUGUGAAUCAGUAUGAAUCAGCUAGUGUUUCGAACUGGUCUGUGUGUGAACCGUGUUGUUUUGAAACCCAGUCCUCUGUGUCCGAGUCCCUGUUGGACUGUAGUUUAUCGUGGAUGUUCACGUUAGUCUGUCCGCAGCACUCGUGUAGCAGUAGGUAGUUAAUGAGUGUCACAUUAACACUUUCUUUAGUUCUAUAGUAAACACUGUGCUUUUGCUAAAUACCUGCAGAUCUUUUUGUUGUUGCUUCUGUUUUGCUUCUCCAAAUGUGUCACUCUGUCACUGUGUAAACACAGGCAACUACUAACGAAUCCCCCGAAAGCUUUGUUGAGGAAAAGUUACGGGUUCCAGGAUUAUUAAAGUCCUGCUUAAUUUCAUAAUUAACUCUUUAGUAUAAGCUUCAGCUCGUGUAACAAACCUACAGUUAUGUCUUACUCCAGCAUGACGAUUACAAUCUUAGCUCAAAACUCAAUCGUGCUCAAGCACCAAACCAGUAGAAAUAUUUUUAACGAUUUGACUUCGCCUUCUGACUACAAGAAACUUUGCCGUUCCCACUUGUAAAGCUUAUUAAGUGACCUGCUCACUGAGGUAUUCAGACUUAAAGGUGGGGUCUCUGUUGUUUGAGAAAUGCUUCAGAAAACUGAGUCGGGCCGAAAACUAAACAAAAAUCAAAACUAACGUGUAGCCAAUGAGCAGAAAGGGGCGUGUCUUGUCGAUAUGGGCGGAGUGAGCGUUCAGUGCGCAUGUGUGACAUUAGCAGAAAGCGGUUUUAACAUUGACAUGGAGGAUAAAAACAAAGAAAGAAAGAGAAGAAAGACUUACGAUAAGGUAAGAAGUAGGACGUGUUAAUAUAGGAUCAGCUUUCCAGCGCUGGAGAGAACUGAAGGAGCAGGAAGUUGGUCACAUAUUCACAGAUUGGAGUUUCCU